AUGCCCAAGCAGGAAAUCGAGUUCACGCCUACGUCCUCCUUUGCAGCAGUGUCGACGCCAUCGAUGGUGUUGGGCGACGGUCGUUGUUGCGGAUCUUCGCACGAGAAGCUGCAGAGUGGUGUCAAGAGCCAGUUGCUUGGGAUAUCACAUUUGACAUGUGUGGUCGAAUUCCAGCGCAACGGGUGA
Molecule: messenger RNA, 186 nt
Organism: Ramularia collo-cygni
Lineage: Eukaryota; Fungi; Ascomycota; Dothideomycetes; Mycosphaerellales; Mycosphaerellaceae
Exons: 2
Coding region: 1-186 (61 amino acids)
Source: RefSeq, a predicted model, not a curated record